AUGGGGAUGUCGCUCGGCCCGAUGGGCCUAAGCCUGGCGCUGCAGAGCGUGGAGCUCCAGACCCACCUCACGGUGACCCUGGUCGUGGAGGGCAUGACGGGCCCCGACUGCGUCGAGAAGGUGACGAAGGCGCUGAUCGCGAUUGAGGGGGUGGUGUGCGUCGACGUGAGCCUGGACCUGGAGGAGGUGGACGUCGUCUACCAGCCGUUCGUCCUGAGGCGGGACCUGCGCGACGCGGUCCGAAGGGCCGGCUACACGGCUGGCGUCCAAAUGAACGGCGCGAUGUCCCACACACACACGGACCCGUCGUCGACCCGCCGGUCGCCGUCCUUGUCGAACGUCAGGAGCCCCGACCGGGACUCCCUCCAGCCGCUUGGCUUCGGAACCAUGCCGGGCGCGGCCGCCACGGACCGCUCGAUCUCGGAUCCAACGGCUUCUCGGGGCUCCUCGUUAAAUUGA
Messenger RNA from Prorocentrum cordatum, 459 nucleotides. Lineage: Eukaryota; Dinophyceae; Prorocentrales; Prorocentraceae. The record is from the annotation of a GenBank genome assembly.